AUGGGUACCAGCGCGUCCAAACCGUCCGCCAAUGGCGCGGCCUACGAGUGGAAGGGAUCGGGACCCAUUGGCGCCUCCCAGGAGCUCGUAGGCUCGAUACAAUCGAGCAAGGAGACCGACGCAUCCAGGGCAAAGCUGAUGGAGAUCCACAUCGAAGCGCGAGUCGCCGAAAAGCUCCGAGAACUCCACGAGAACGAAGCCGCCGCCCUAAAGGAGGCGCGAGAGAAGGUCUCCCUCGAGGACCUGCCCGCCGACGAGACGUUGACGAGCCACAAGGUAUCCAAGGAGGUCGAGGCGCUGCGUGCGCGUCUGGAGGGCAGGAAGAAGAUCAAGGAUCUUCCGGAGGGCGUGGAGACGGCCCGGAAUAAUGUUAUACGGUGCUUGAGGGAUAAUGAUAGGAAGCCGCUUAACUGCUGGAAGGAGGUCGAGGCCUUUAAGGACGAGGUGAGGCAGCUUGAGAAGGGUUGGGUGGAGAAGACCGCCUCGUGA
Messenger RNA from Scedosporium apiospermum, 489 nucleotides. RefSeq lists its product as uncharacterized. Bases 1 to 489 code for a protein of 162 amino acids. The transcript has 3 exons. The record is from RefSeq and is a predicted model, not a curated record. NCBI's taxonomy places the organism in Eukaryota, Fungi, Ascomycota, Sordariomycetes, Microascales, Microascaceae.